Molecule: messenger RNA, 1100 nt
Organism: Rubroshorea leprosula
Lineage: Eukaryota; Viridiplantae; Streptophyta; Magnoliopsida; Malvales; Dipterocarpaceae
Source: the annotation of a GenBank genome assembly
CCCCAAUUCACCUUUGCCUCUCUUUUUUAAUCUUAUAGAUAAAAGGUCCAGCUUUAUAAAAUCUCAAACACAUUUCAAUUCUUUCUGUCUCUCUCUCAUCAACAGCAGCACCCUCUCUCUCUCUCUAAAUUCCUCUUGGGAAGGAAUUUGGAAAUCAUUUGAGCUGUUAUGGCAAAAAUGGAGUCCUCCAUGAUUUUUGUGAUUACUUGUUCUGUAUUGCUCAUGUGUUCUUCCUCGGCACUAGCUCAAACUGCUAGUCCUCCCUCACUAAGCCCAACUCCAGCACCAGCACCGGCACCUGCUCAUGUAAACCUUACUUAUUUACUCUCCGUAGCUGGCCCUUUUUCUACCUUUCUGAAUGACCUUAUAUCAACCAAAGUCAUUGACACAUUUCAAAACCAAGCCAACAACACUGAACAAGGCAUCACCAUCUUUGUACCCAAAGAUGAUGCAUUCAACGCUGCCAAGAAAUAUUUAUCCAAUGUCACUUCAGAUCAGCUCAAAUCCAUCCUCCUCUUCCAUGCCCUGCCACGGUUCUAUUCCCUAGCUGACUUCAGGAACCUUAGCCAGAAAGGACCCACUAACACAUUUGCCGGUGGGCAGUACACGUUGAACUUCACUGAUGUUUCAGGGACAGUUCACCUUGAUUCAGGAUGGAGCAAAACUAAGGUCAGCAGUGCUGUGUUCUCAACUAGCCCUGUUGCGGUAUAUCAAGUGGACAAAGUCCUCCUUCCUGAGGCAAUCUUUGGCACUGAUAUACCUCCAACUCCUGCUCCAGCCCCGGCGCCUGAUGUUUCUCCUGCAGAUACUCCAUCAAAAUCAAAAGAUGGUGCCGAAUCUUCUCCAGUAUCUUCACCUACAAAUUCUUCACACAGGAUUAUGGACUUAGGUAUAUGGAAGCAGCUGGUUUUGGCAAUCACAGCUGGGCUAAUCUUGUUCUUGUGAGAAAGAACUCUGUUUGAGUUCUUAAUUUAUGCUCUCUCAGGGGCAUUUCAAGUUACUUCAAUUUUAAAACCAUUUUUUCAUUACAUAAGUUUAUUGAGAUUAUGUGUUGAGAUUUGAGAAUGUGAGAUAUUAUGCUAUGAUUAUUAUUUCAAUUU